CUGUGGCGGUAACCUUGGGAACACAAAUCUGAAGGACUGCCUGUCAAGCACACAUCUACAGACGUAGUCGAGGGCAAGCAUGCAUCUAUAGAACACAUCUAUAGAUGUAUGCGUGUCAAACACACUCCUACAGACGUAUGCUCACCCAAGCAUACUCCUUGUGUGCUGACAAGUACACUCCCUCCGCCUCCGAUACCUGUGCAGUAAGAACACACGUGAUCUUGCAGUGUGACGGGAGACGAAGAAUAAAAGCGGAAGUCACACAAAAGCACUGGGUCCACUGAACGCCUGGUGACUCCGUAAACCGACUACCGCGGCACAACAAAGCGAAGCUGAAUCCGGCUGACCCGUCUUGAACCUGAGAAGACUAAGACACUAAUCUCAAGAUGGAGUCUGGAGAGCCUCCUAAGAAGCGGCGCGCGACGCAGCCACCUGCGGACAGACAGGAUGGCGACGAGGCCAGUGUGCGCUGGUCGGAGCUGCCAGCCCGUGCGUUGGAGAAGACCCUCAGCCUCCUCUGCGCCAGCGACGUGGUGUCUGCGGGCCAAACUUGCCGGUCGUGGCGGGCCGCGGCCAAGGAGCCCGGCGUGUGGCAGGAGCGGGACUUGGCGUACUCGACAGUGUACGAGUUGAUGGUCUUCAUGGACUGGCCGCUGUCGAACGGGCUGCGGCACCGCGACGCGCGCACCUUCGUCCGCGUGGUGCGCUUCGCGCCGUGCCUCCACUGGCUCAAGACGGCCGAGGUCAUGCUGCCCGCGGCCCGCAAGGCGCUGACCAACUCGAACAUCAAGUUGUUCGGCAUCGAAGUCAACGGGCGCUUGGCCUGGCCCGCCAAGCUGCUGUCGCAGAAGGAAGAAGGUCUGCAGGAAGUGACCCUUGUCAACCCCAACAUGGGAUGUCUCCUCGCUGCCCUUCGCUGCCGCGACUUGCGCAGCCUCAAGAUGAAAUUCUGCCAGGACAAGAAAUACACCUGUCCUGUGCUUUCCAAAGACGUGCGGAUCGAGCGCCAGAACCCUCUCAAAGGACUAGUCUGCGACGGUGGCGCCUUCCCCGAGGCUGUGAGCAGCUUGAUGGAGCGCUUCGGCGACACACUGGAGGAGGUGUACGUGUCCUGUCUGCCGAGCAGCGCCGCGCUCGCCCGCUGCACGGGUCUGCGUUCGCUGGGGGUGAACCUCGCCCCGGCGUCGCCUGAAGACCGCGAACAACUUCUGGCUGGCCUCCACGGGAAGCAACUCGACUUCAUCGUGUUCAAGGCAGUGAAAGACUGGGACCGACACCCGAAAGAAGGCUGCAAAGCUUUUCGCCAACAACUGCAGAAGUUCGUUCGUUCAGAUGUCCGGUGCAAGAUGUGUGCCUAAACUUUCCUCGGCGCAUUGUCGCCUUUUGCCUUAAAUGUUAACUUUUGUUUUAUUUUUAACACUUGAGCAUGCUUUUGCUAUCACAUAAGGUCAAUUUAUAUUUUGCUUUUAUAAUAUUAGGCGUAGUCUUGCCAUCACUUAAUGUCAAUUUUUACCAGGCCCCUCCAAUAUUAAGCGUACUCUUCGAGUGUUUGUGUUUGUCUAAUGUUCUAUGUUGUAAUUUCAUCUUUCUCUUACGAAAUAAAUGAUUGACAUUGCU
This is a messenger RNA of Thrips palmi, 1617 nucleotides long. RefSeq lists its product as uncharacterized. The record is from RefSeq and is a predicted model, not a curated record. Gene Ontology annotation, molecular function: protein binding. Lineage: Eukaryota; Metazoa; Arthropoda; Insecta; Thysanoptera; Thripidae. Bases 387 to 1358 code for a protein of 323 amino acids. The transcript is spliced from 7 exons.